AUGCGCGGCACAAUUUCUCCCGGACAGAAGUGGGAUGUGAUGGUGUAUCUAUUUUUCUACAGGGAAUCUGAGGAAGCUAAAGAGGCAGAAGAGGAGGAGGUUGUUGUGGCCCCUGAUUAUGGACUCCCUCCAGCAGAUUUUGGAAUGUGUGGGUUAGCAGCUGAUCAAUUGCCUGCGCAAAUAGGCGAUCAAUGGCCUGCGCAAAUAGGCGAUCAAUGGUCUGCUGAUAUGGUUCAGGCACCCAUUUCUGUUACAGUUGGUGGUGCUGAAGGGUGGGAUGUUGUAGCCGCUCCAGCACAAAUCCCAGGUGUUCCCGUCGAUGUCACGGCCCUGCUCCCACAAGUUGGGUGUGAGAGGGAUUCAUUUUAA
Molecule: messenger RNA, 369 nt
Organism: Hibiscus syriacus
Lineage: Eukaryota; Viridiplantae; Streptophyta; Magnoliopsida; Malvales; Malvaceae
Product: 40S ribosomal protein SA-like
Exons: 3
Coding region: 1-369 (122 amino acids)
Biological process (GO): ribosomal small subunit assembly; cytoplasmic translation
Cellular component (GO): cytosolic small ribosomal subunit; 90S preribosome
Molecular function (GO): structural constituent of ribosome
Source: RefSeq, a predicted model, not a curated record